AUGCUGACGCAACAGGACUUACAGAAUAAACUCAUCGCGCAAAUUCCUGACUUGCAUAAUGUCAUUAUUACUGAUACCUCAAAUGGGUGCGGUCAAUCAUUCGACAUUGUUGUGGUCAGCAACACAUUCCAGGGCAAAAAUAAACUACAGCGCUGCCGCCUGGUGAACAAUGCUUUGAAGGAGGAAGUGGCUCAAAUUCAUGCUUUCAGCUGCAAGUGCUUCACUAUGGAAGAGUGGAGCAAGGUUGUGGCUUAG
Molecule: messenger RNA, 255 nt
Organism: Lachancea fermentati
Lineage: Eukaryota; Fungi; Ascomycota; Saccharomycetes; Saccharomycetales; Saccharomycetaceae
Source: the annotation of a GenBank genome assembly